This is a messenger RNA of Pristis pectinata (smalltooth sawfish), 2489 nucleotides long. It is a transcript of the gene gins3, whose product is annotated as GINS complex subunit 3. Gene Ontology annotation, cellular component: GINS complex. The record is from RefSeq and is a predicted model, not a curated record. The coding region runs from base 138 to 1028 and encodes 296 amino acids. Gene Ontology annotation, biological process: mitotic DNA replication initiation. The transcript is spliced from 3 exons. NCBI's taxonomy places the organism in Eukaryota, Metazoa, Chordata, Chondrichthyes, Rhinopristiformes, Pristidae.
CUCCCGCUCCCUCGUCUCCUUUUCAAAACCCAACCGACCACCUGCCGCGCGCCUCCCGCCGGGGGGCACGUGCCUUCAUGACGUAACCCACCGACACAUGAUGUCACCGAUCCUUCGGCUCACUCAACGACGCGUGUAUGUGGGAAUGCGUGCGUAAAAGUUGUUUCAAGAACGACUGGCGAUGCUUUUCCGCCGGUAUUUUGGAAUCUUAUCACCCAAAUGUUUGCAAAUCUACGACUUCGAUGUCGCUGGCUAAAUCGAUCGUUCUGCGCUCGUUACUGUCGCUCGCGGUUUCGGUACUCGAUUGCUUUUCCCUGGCGGGGAGCGCGCGGCGUUUGAGCGGCGGCGACCGGGCGCUCGAGCUUCGCUUCGCCUCACGGUUGCGGGUCCCGAUGCUGCGGUCCGAGUCGUACAUCGUGGUGCCUCCGGGAGGGCUGGAGGAAAACUUCCUCAGCCUGGACGACAUCCUGAUGACCCAGGAGAAGGUCCCCUGCCGGACUGAGGUUGUGCUGCCACGGCUCGGCUUCCUGGAUAAGGGCAGUGAGGCCGACCUCAUCCCCGAGGGUACAAAGAUGGAACUGCCUCUUUGGAUAGCCAAAGGAUUGUGUGAUCCCAAACGCCGCAUAGUGUCUGCCAGCAUUCCAAAGGUGUAUAGAGGUGGUUGGCGGACUAUUUUCAGUGCUGAUGCAAAGGUAGUGGACUUGCACAAAAUGGGGCCAUAUUAUUAUGGGUUUGGAACGCAACUGCUGCAUUUCAACAAUCCAGAGAAUACAGAUAUUGCUCAGACUAUCCUACAGACAUUUGUCAAUCGGUUCCGUCGGAUCAUGGAUUCCUCACAGAAUGCAUACAAUGAGGACACUUCAACACUGGUGGCUCAUCUGGACGAACUGGAGCGGGAACUGUUUCGAGCUGGUCAAAAGGGAUUGAACGACUUCCAAAAGUGGGAGAAGGGGCAGGCUGUCCAAUUAACCACUUCCAACCUAGUUCAGAGCUAUGGUAAACGGAAAUUUGCGGAUAUGGAAGUGUAAAGUCUCUGUAUAGCUGAUCAUAGACACUAUAAAGGAAAUAGUAUGAAGAUUCCUCUCGAUAUGUGGAUUUCCUUAAGCCGAAAAUAAUCCUACAUAAGUCGUGACUGAGUUAUUCAGAGAUCAAAACUAAACAGGCACUGCAAUGAAAUGAGGCAGAAUAACACUGAUAGUGUGAUUCCACUGGUACCUGUUCACCACCCACCUUCCACACACACACUAAGCUACUUAUAAAGCUAAAUAUUGACGCACUGACUAAUUGUUUAAGUUCUAUGGGGUUUUAGAUGUUUUUGUCAUGGGUCAUUCUCCCUUCAUUCUGAGCGCUGCUGACAUCCAUUAUAGAAACCCUGAAGCAUUACUUUGUAAUAAAAUGGAAUUGACAGUUGCAUCUAUUGAGCUACUAGGGAAGGGUACAAGGUGAAAACUAAAUUCUUAAUACUUUCAGUGCCUUGUUUUCCUUCUACACUUUAUUAUAAGUUUGACUUGCCAUUUGAAACCAGAGAAGGGUUCGGUGCAGCUUAGUGCUUGAUACACAAGUGCAAUGCAUGUGGUUUCUUGUUCAGACCUUUAGUGAAGGCUGUGCUAAUAUUGAAUCAUUGUUUCUCUGCUCUCUGAAACAACCUUACAGGCAAUUAUUCUCCCAUCAGCAGGCAAAGUAAUAAUGCCUUGGGUAUUAAGUAUUGAAAAUUUCAAUUCCAAGCUCAUUGGCUGUUUGAAUUUGACCAGUGCUCACCUCUUGAGUAUUGUAUUGUUCUUCAUCGGAUGAACAGAUGGGUGACUGGAAUGGCUCCAGUGUUAUUCUAUCUUGUUUUGCCUUUGUUUUGAUUGUUGAUGCAGUUUGGUUACCACUUGCUCUUUAACUCUGUGUGCUGUACCAUAAUUUGUUCCUGAAAUCCAGACUACUUGUACCACAUAAACAGAAGCAUAUUCCCUUGUAGUACCUCUCCUGCUGCCUGAGAGGAGAGAUGCAGCUUGUAGUAUUGUUGAAUAUUACCAAUGCAUGACAGUGAGAUUUACAUUCUAGAUCACCAGUUUAUUCCUCCAGACAUUUUUAUUUUAAAGUCUGAUUCUAUAUGUCCUUUGAGUUUAUGUUGCUAGUAAUUGGAAAGUAGACUAUUGUCUAAAGCACUUUAUUAAUAUAACUUAUCUCACAUUGAAAGAUGGGUAUGUGUUUCAGUGACAUCAUGGGCUUCUGAUGACAUUAAAAAAAGGGUAAAUAUAGGCUGCUGCCAAAAGAUUGUGUCAAAACUUUGAUUAUGCAUCCCUGUCAUCUAAAUAUAUCAAGCUUUUAAUAUACUUGCUGUUGUGUCAUGGAGCUGUAAGUAUACCAUCUGUUAAUUUUUUAACUGGAAUUUUGAAAUUGUGUUCCUUUCAAUUCGUCUUUGAUUUUGUACCUUUUAAGCUAUUUGUAAUUUUUAACAUUGGAUAUGAAAAGUUUUAUAUAAAUUGUCACAUUGAUUUCAA